CGGGCAUGUUCGCGACUGUCUUGCUGGCUCUCUCUACUGCUAUCCUCGCGCGUGCCAUUUGGUCCAUCAUCACGCGCUUCUUUUUGCAAAGUUCUUUGGAUAAGAUUCCAGGCCCGGCGCCGCAAUCUCUCUUCUCGGGAAAUUUCCUGCAAUUGUUCCACGAGGAUGCGUGGGCCUUUCAUGACGAGCUUGCGGACAGAUAUGGUAACAUCGUUCGAACCACUGGACUUCUAGGGGAGAAACUGCUUUACGUGGCUGAUCCGAAGGCGCUUCACCAUGUCCUUCUCAAGGAUCAGGAAAUCUGGGAAGAGCAUCCCCAGUUCCUUUCUGACAAUUACUUGUUCUUUGGCGAAGGCCUUCUGGCUACGAUUGGUGCCCGGCACAAGAAGCAGCGCAAGCUUAUGAACCCCGUGUUUUCGACCGCGCAUAUGCGUAACAUGAUCCCUAUUUUCCAGGAGACUGUUGGUCGUCUUCGCACGACCCUCGAGGAUCUCACCAAGAAUGGCCCACAAGAAGUCGACAUGUUGCACUGGAUGGGUCGCACCGCAAUGGAGCUCAUCGGCCGCAGCGGUCUCGGUUUCUCAUUCGAUUCUCUCGCGGUCGAUGACCCCGGACAUCCUGCUGCCGCCUGCUUCAAAGAGAUUCUACCGUCCGCCUCCAAAGGCUCCAUGAUGUUCUUGCGCGCCUAUCUCCUCCCCCACGUAUCCAAGCUUGGCCCCGCCUGGAUCCGCCGCGCCAUCGUAGACCUCAUUCCCUCACGCGACUUGCACAGCGUGCGGGACAAGAUUGAUACGAUUUGGGCCACGUCGCAGGAGAUCUAUGCGCAGAAGAAGGCGGCGCUGUCGUCUGGGGAUGAGGCGGUGAAGCGGCAGAUUGGGCUGGGGAAGGAUAUUCUGAGUUUGCUGAUUCGCGCGAAUCUGAAGACGGAAGAUCCGCUGGACGAGACGGAGCUCCUCGGGCAGAUGUCAACUCUUAUAUUCGCAGCCACGGAUACGACUUCUUCUGCCCUGUCGCGCAUUUUCUACCUUCUCGCUCAGCAUCCAGGAGUCCAGGACCGCAUCCGCCAGGAGAUCCGGACAGUGAAUGAGGCUGCCGGCGGUGUGAUGGCCUACGACGAUUAUGAGGCGCUCACUUACAUGGAUACUGUCAUUCGGGAGACCCUUCGGCUCUAUCCGCCUGUCACCCUGCUCAUGCGCAAAGCCAACAAGGACGUGAUCCUCCCCUUCGGUAAGCCCAUCUUAGGCACCGACGGCCGCGAGCUCUCCGAGGUCCUCGUCCCCGCCGGCUCCUCCCUCAUAGUCUCCAUCAACAACGCGAACCGGAGCAAAGAGCUGUGGGGCGCGGAUGCGCUGGAGUGGAAGCCCGAAAGGUGGCUGGCGCCGUUGCCCGAGUCGAUUAUGAGUGCGCAUAUGCCUGGCAUAUAUAGCAACCUUCUCACCUUCCUGGGCGGCGGGCGCGCCUGUAUCGGCUUCAAGUUCUCGCAGCUGGAGAUGAAGGUCGCCCUCGCUGAGAUCCUCGACGCAUUCCAGCUCGCGCCUAGCCCGAAGGCGGUCAAGUGGCGCAUGGGGAACAUCAGCACCGCAUGCGUUGAGGGCGAACCGGACUUGUCGCAGCUUCCGGUGGUGCUGUCCAGGGCGGACUGAGCUUCUAGCUACCUGUAUCACAGAACUCAAGCAUCGCAGUGCUAGAGCAUCACAGUACUGAUGCUUGAUGUCCGGCGAUCAUCAUCUCUACCUCGACGUACUUUCAUAGCGCGACCCUGACCAUUGUCGGCGCCAGUGUGUUGACCAUUAUUUGCGCCAGUGGACCACAACGAUUCGAUCACGUGAACUUAUUCCCGCUUGCUGUGCAAGUUGCAACCAAC
This is a messenger RNA of Schizophyllum commune H4-8, 1864 nucleotides long. Its product is annotated as cytochrome P450. NCBI's taxonomy places the organism in Eukaryota, Fungi, Basidiomycota, Agaricomycetes, Agaricales, Schizophyllaceae. The record is from RefSeq and is a predicted model, not a curated record. The transcript has 16 exons. Gene Ontology annotation, molecular function: iron ion binding; oxidoreductase activity, acting on paired donors, with incorporation or reduction of molecular oxygen; monooxygenase activity. The coding region runs from base 6 to 1643 and encodes 545 amino acids.